This is a messenger RNA of Myxocyprinus asiaticus (Chinese sucker), 7068 nucleotides long. Its product is annotated as syntaxin-1B. Bases 260 to 1126 code for a protein of 288 amino acids. Lineage: Eukaryota; Metazoa; Chordata; Actinopteri; Cypriniformes; Catostomidae. Gene Ontology annotation, cellular component: SNARE complex; plasma membrane; endomembrane system. The transcript is spliced from 10 exons. Gene Ontology annotation, molecular function: SNARE binding; SNAP receptor activity. The record is from RefSeq and is a predicted model, not a curated record. Gene Ontology annotation, biological process: exocytic insertion of neurotransmitter receptor to postsynaptic membrane; intracellular protein transport; vesicle fusion.
GAAUCGCAUUCGUGUGCUGGAGUCAGAGCGCGCUGCGGGGCAUUACUGCACCGCCACGGAGACGCACCAUCACUGAACCAGGAAUAGGGAAGAGGAAAAAGGCGUGAAAUAGUGCAGAGGGGGAUAACAGGGCGUCCCCUUUUUGAAAGCCACCUGAAUCUGUGGAAACAAAAAUUAAAAGGAUCCAGACACUUUAUAAUAAAUACGCGAACGCAGCGGAAAUCUCAAGCGACGUUUCUGGCCAGCACGGCGGUGAAAAAUGAAGGAUCGUACGCAGGAACUACGAAGUGCUAAGGACAGUGACGAUGAUGAGGAAGUCGUUCAUGUUGACCGAGACCACUUUAUGGAUGAAUUUUUUGAACAGGUGGAGGAGAUCCGUGGCUGUAUUGAAAAGCUGUCAGAGGAUGUAGAACAGGUCAAGAAGCAGCACAGUGCCAUUCUAGCAGCACCCAACCCUGAUGAAAAAACCAAGCAGGAGUUGGAGGACCUCACAGCUGACAUUAAGAAGACAGCGAAUAAAGUGCGCUCUAAAUUAAAAGCAAUCGAACAAAGUAUCGAGCAGGAGGAGGGGUUGAACAGAUCGUCUGCAGAUUUGCGAAUCCGCAAGACGCAGCAUUCCACGCUGUCACGCAAGUUUGUGGAAGUCAUGACGGAGUACAACACCACGCAGUCCAAAUAUAGGGAUCGCUGCAAGGAUCGCAUUCAGAGACAACUGGAAAUUACUGGCAGAACAACUACCAAUGAGGAACUGGAAGACAUGUUGGAGAGUGGGAAGCUUGCCAUCUUCACUGAUGAUAUCAAAAUGGACUCCCAGAUGACCAAGCAGGCUCUAAACGAGAUUGAAACCCGGCACACUGAGAUCAUUAAACUGGAGAACAGCAUCCGUGAGCUGCACGACAUGUUCGUGGACAUGGCCAUGCUGGUGGAGAGCCAGGGAGAGAUGAUUGACAGAAUUGAAUAUAACGUGGAACACUCUGUGGACUAUGUAGAGAGAGCAGUUUCUGACACCAAGAAGGCUGUCAAAUACCAGAGUCAGGCACGCAAGAAGAAAAUUAUGAUCAUCAUUUGCUGUGUAAUUUUGGGAGUGGUUUUGGCAUCCACUAUCGGAGGAACCCUGGGCUUCUAAUCGACAUGAAGACAGAUUAACACUUGGAAAGCUGAGUGUUUUAUCCACUUAACACAUGAGAUAAGGAAACUGUCUAAAAACGUAGAUUGGGUAGGGUUAAAAAAAUCGAAUAUUCAAAACAAACAAAAAACAAAUAACAAAGGAGAUGUUACGUACUAGCUGAUUUAAAUAUAUACAAAAGUGGGUACAAAUAAACAUAAUAUUUACAAACUGUACAUGUAAAUGUAUUGAACAUAAAAGCAGCACAUGGGUUACUACCUGUAAAGGAAUAAAAAUCAACUUUUGUUAUUAUUAUUAUUUAUUUAUUUUAUUAUAAUUUGUUUUGCUUUCAUUUUUGGGGGGGCUUCCAAGACAGUGCCAGCAACUGCUAAAUUUCUUUACGUUCAGGCAUAACUUGGUGUUUGGCAAACCAUAAUAGCAUUAAGAAUACUUACAGUACCUAGAUAGUUAUAGAUUGUAGAACCAGUCAGAUUUCAAUGGCCUAAAGUGGUUGCUUACAUUCAAAUGAAAUCUCUCAUUAUUACGUUGUUAGCCGAUUUAUUACAGAUCGUUAACAUCCAGUGACAUUGGAGUGCUACAGUGUAACAGCACUAUUAACCUCAUAGUCGUAAUAAUUUUUUGUGGGCAACCAUAAACAAGCAGAGAAAAAAGAACACUAAGAAGCACAUAAAUUAAUUACUGACGCCAACAAGAUUGUACAUAAAGAUGAUUAUUUAUUUUUUGUUGUGGCCCUGCCAUUAUCGUCAUUUACUGUACUUUAGAUAGUAGGCAGUGAAGGACCUGACGUUUCUCACUUUAAAUGUCGCCACACUUUUACGCAUUUAAAAAGUUACAAUGGGAGGGAUAGCAUGACAUUGUGCAAACUGUUAAACUAUGCAGUUUUGAUUGUGUUUUGCCCGUUUUUUUUUUUUAAUGAAAUUGCGCUAGAGGAACUAAUAGUGAGGGAAGAAUUAAGAAUGAGACAGUUCAGAGACAACAUUUAUUUGUCUACACUGUUCUCACGAUUUCUUAUUUAAAAUAAGGGUUAGGGUUAGGGGAAAUUUCAAUACUUGAAGCAAUGCCUAGCCUAAACAUUACAUUUUGGAAGGUGGUUAGUUCUGCUGAAAUAAUCUUCUUAGUUUACAGCUCAACAUUUGAUUUUACAUUUUUCAUUUGCUUUGUUUCAUAAAUUGCAUAUUUAUUUAUAUUUACUUCAAUAUAAACGAAAGGCUUGAACAGGACAGUUUUGGGUAUAAGAGAUUGACUGCAUCUGAGAUCUUGCUUGAUGUUUUUCACCUUGGUGCUAGUUCAUGGAGAAAGGCUCAUAAAAUGAUACAUUUUGAAAUUAGGGACAAGAUAGAUACUCUAAGGUCCCUUUAUUUAAUACUACAUAUAUGAAACACUAGACUGGGGCAGUACAGACCCUGAUGAGCAAUCUGACUAAAUAUUUUUCAGUGGGCACUUGUGCAUUCUUCAGUUCAGUUGAAGAAACGUGUGUAUAGUAGGGUUUAUCUAUGGUUAUGUUCAACAAGAACUGAUCAAAAACACGUAUUAUACAGUGACUAAAUAUGGAGACAAAUUUUAUAUUACAUAAAACAAAUUCAAACUCAAAUUUAGCUCUGAACGCCCAUCCUAGCAGAUCCGUUAAAGGGAGACAACAUCUUGUAUGGGAUAUAACACUAGCUUAGAAUAAGAAGCUUAGAUUUUGCCAUGCUUUUGGCCAAAGAUUUUGUUGAAAUACAAAUCAAACAGCUGUAUUAUUCAAUAGAUUUUUUUCUUAUGAUUUUGUUGGACAGAAAGUGCCAGCUGAGUUAAUUAUGUACUGCUUUGAUUGAAAUUCAAGGGCUAAAAAUUCUAAACCAAAUUUUAGCUCUGUUUUUUGUUUCCAUUUACACAAGUUCAGAAUCCCUUUUCGCUUGAUUCAGAUUAGUCUCAGACUUUGCGAGAUUAUACACUUAGCCCUUGUCCUCAUUCUCAUUCCGUUAAAAAACAUGUACAACUGUACCAACUCUGAAAGUGCACUCCUUUUUUUAAAAACAGAAUCUAUUAAAUUUAUUUCCCACGUACUGCUUAGCACAGAAUAUAUAACAGGAGCCCCCCCGCCCCACCACCCCUUUACCUACCCAAAGCAAAGUAGUAGGAAACAAGAAUUAAUUGGGGAUAAAUACUGUACACUUUCUACAAAGCCUGAGGCAGAGGGCCGGGACUAUUUUGCUUUAAUCAUUCCAGUAACGUCCAGCAUGUUUUCUUUGAAACUUCUGUGUAUUUAGUGUCAAAUCACUUACAUGUAUGGUAAAAUGAGGUAAAUAUGUAUGUCGGUGUUGUUUUUAGUAGAAGAUAUUGCUGGAAGGCCCUUAUUUGUUAACGCAUGCAACUUUCGCUUUGUUAGUUUGCAUGGCUCUCGAUCAUGUGUGCACUUUACAAUCAAAGAAAACAAUGUCUUAUGCCGCCAUAUUUUUUGGGUUGUACUGUUCUUUGUUUCGUUUUAAUGUUUGUUUUUUAUUUAUGACUAUUUAUUACUGAUCACUAGGGGUUGGCUGGAAGGGGGGGGAUUGAAUUUAUUUAAUAGUUCUGCUGCCUAUUUUAUCAUUACCCUAACAAUGCUGGAGUUUUACUGUAGUCCCCAUGAAUAUGUUCCCGGUGGAUGUGUACAUGAAUACAAAAUCUCUGUUUGUUGCCAGGUGUUUUGUUCCUUACAACGUCCAUGGUGUAAAACUUUGUAUCCCCCCCCCCACCCCCAGAAACACUCUGGGUAAAACCAUUUUUUGCGCAUCUUCUUCAUUUCCCGAUGUUUUCCCAUCUUGAUUGUUGUGCUUAACUGGUGAUGACAUGUGAAUUAUUUUGUAAAGAUACUAUUCUUUAUCGUGAGUCGUGUGCUGCAGUGUCGAAUUGUGCAACUCAAAGGCCAUGUGUGCGUGCCCUGUCCCUUCCGCAACUUUCCUUUUUUACGUAUAUGUUGCUGUAUAUGUGAGCAUGAGCAUUUGUGUGUGUGUGUGUGGUUGUGUGUGUAUGUGCUCGUUUGCUGUUGGAGCCCUUGGUCGCACCGGAUCACCGUGUCCGGCGCAAGGGCUUUCUCUGGUCCGCAGGUCUAUGGUAUGCAGCUAUAGCGUUCCAGUUUUGUGCCGACUUCAUUCAAAUGUUAAGAAAAGUAAUAAAACUAAAAAGCCAAAGCGUUAUGCGAGUACAGAGCACAAUGUUACAGUCAAUUGUAUUGUAUAGUCCUUCCCGCCCAUAAAUCUUGUAAACAAUCUUGCGUAUACAUUAUUAUGUUUUCAGAUCCACUGCAUUCUCAUUAUAAAGGUUUUGAGUUUGUUCUUUUUUAUCCGUUUUGAAGAAUAUAUGUGUAAUGUAUACUACACAAGCUUGUUCGUUUUAAAGCACUUUCUCAAAAAUCAGCUACGUACAAAACUAAUAUCUCCCAACAAUGUUCCAAUUUUGUGUGUAUGUUGCCCCUCCCCUCCCCUCCCACACCCCCAAAUGAUGCUGUUUAUAUUGCCAUAUACACUUGUUGAACUCACUUGCAUUGCUUCCUCUGUGCUGGCAAUACAUUAGACGUAGACAUUAGGUCAGCUCUGGUAAAAAAUUAAAUGAAAUAAAAAUUGUAUAAUAACAUGGGCACAGAUCUGGAUGAAAGUUUUCUCAGUUGUCUUAUUUUCAUUUUUUCAUCGUCACACGAACACUGAUAUGACCAGACAGCACUGGCAUAACACAGCACAUUGAGAAGGCAUUUUGUAAAUGAGUGAUAAUUACAAACUAAUUAUAUAUAAGAGAAAAACUAUGUAUCUUUUAGAGCUUAACUGCAUUAUAGUCUUUUUGGGUGGGGUUGUUGAGUGCCGCAAUAUUACGGGUAAAGAAAAAUCCCUUACACGCUGCAAGCGAGCGAAGUGACGCGACAAAAGCUAGAACAUUUCAGUUAUAAUCAACAAAGAUGUCUACUCUGCAAGUAUGCGACUUAACAGCUCCGUUGAUUAUGACGAGAACGAUCUAGUUCACUCGCUCGCGUGACGCAACCAAUUUUUACUUGGCAAAAUAUCGCACCCGACAGACAGCUCUCAAAGACAUUUACGUUAUGACAAACAAAUUUCUUCUUCUUCGUCCACAGCUAAUGAAAAUGAUCAACCUGCGAUAGUGAUUUUCUCAACAGCCCCAGCCACAAUCCUCCUUAAUUUCAUGCCCUUUUGUGUCAUUCCUUUGAUGUAUAGUCCCAUUGAACUUUAUACCAGUAUUCUUGUUUUAGUGUUAGAUUUAGGAUGAGGAAACGGUUGGUAGAGAUGGUGCUCAAACUGUGAUUUCAGCAAAAUGAUCAUCAGCAUGGUCAUUACAAAGGAUGACCUGUAAUGAUGUGAUGAAUAUAUUAUUAAAAUAAGCAAGGGAAGACACCGUAAACAUUGGCUGAUUGGAUAAGGAUGACAUAAUUGAAUUAUAACGUUAUCAAAUAAUAUAACUACGAUGAUUUAAAGAAUCCCGAGAAGUUGUGUUAUAUUAGUAGUAAUAUUGAAUGCUCGCGAUUUUGUCAAUCUGAACUGAAUCUUUGUCUUGUAAUUAUUGUAAAUAUUUCAAAGAGGGAAAAAAUGACUUGCAUGUCCAUGUAUAAAACUACUAAAAUAGUUCCUGUCAAAGUUGUGAGGUUGAUUGAUUUUUUCUUUGCCAUGGUCAGCUCUUUACUAUUGACCGCUCGCUCAUCUUAAAGCAACAUCUUUCGUUUUUGAUGAUGUCAAGGAUGCUCUAUUACGGAGAAAAGUGGAAAAACGCUUUACCAUCAGAUUCAAUACAAAAUAAUGUGUUAACUCAGUGAGCCGUUAACGGUUCAACUCUGAGCAAAAGUGCUUCCUUCCAUGUACGCCAUUGAUAGGUCUACAGGUCAAAUGCACACGUCGCCAUCCGUAGCUUCCAGGCUCCUUGACCGCUUUUUUUUUUCUUGCCUUUAAUGCCAUUGCAGAGGUCAACCACAUUAGUAUUGUGAAAUGUAUAUCAAUUUAUGUACACUGGGCCUUGUUCAUCGUUCAGAAAUCUAUUCGUACGUAAACGUAAGAAUGGUUUUACAUCUGGAAAUUCGCUCGUGUUUUCUGACUAAGGCCCAUUGCGUGGUGUAUUUUAGGACACUUUUGCAAUUGGUUUUGGUUAGUGUUGUCGAUACCUGUUAGAAAAACCUUGAGUGCAUCGAUAGUAGCAUGACAAACUCGUAAGCUUUGAUGUAGUUAAGCAUCUUAUCUUUGGCAGGAGAUGAUUAAACGAGCUCUGGUCGUAUACAAAGAAUGUCGUUCGGUCUUGAACUACUUGGAACAUGAAGAUAGAAUAAGACAGCAAUGAAAAAUGCUCAAUAAAUCAAGCAGAACAACACUCAUCUGUGCAAUACAAAGAAAAGGGCUUUCUCACACAUGCAUACGAAAGCACUUGAUGGACGCUGACUUGUGGGAAACUGCAGCCACUUACCGUGGUUCCAACCGUUGCUUUAUGUGUCGCCAAACGUCUUCUUGCCCCACUAGGAUCUAAGUUGAAAGUGCAAUCAGGGCAGAAUCCACAAUGCGAUGGGCACCAAGGAUGGGAAGGAAGGAAAAAAUCUAAUCGAUUUCUGCAACUUUGACUGAAAUUGCAACCUCUGUCUUUUAUUUUCUGUGUGUGUAUGUGUGUACUGUAUUGUAAAAAAAAGGAAAAAGAUACAAACAAACAACCUAACUGUCCCUCUCUCCCCUCUCUCUUGUAAUACUGUUUGCUGUUCUGUUUGGUUAGUGUGGCGUACCAGUAUUCCUCUCCUCUCCUUAACCCUUUGCUAUCUUCCACCCUUCUCUCACGAUCUCUCUACCCCCUUUUCUCCAUGGAUCUUUAAGAUGAGAACUCUAUGCAGAUGCUGUCUUUUAUAAGUGUGUCAAAAUUUUACGUUGAAAUGAAAAAAGAAAAACCCCAACAAACAGAUAUUAUGAACUGAAACAAAAAAUAAAGAAAAACGAUUGUCCAGUGUACAA